Diabrotica balteata is the source of this 516-nucleotide messenger RNA. The record is from the annotation of a GenBank genome assembly. Lineage: Eukaryota; Metazoa; Arthropoda; Insecta; Coleoptera; Chrysomelidae.
AUGUAUAAAAAUAAUAAUUAUUUUUGGUUACAGGCAGACAAACUCAAAGAUUCAGAGAUAGAAACUGGAGAAUUUGCUCUUGAAACGUAUGGAGAUGGAGACGGUAAAUUAGAUGCCUCAAAUUUAGGAAAAUUUAUCUAUUGUUGUGGUCUCAAUCCUAGUCUAGAGAUAUUAAAAACAGCAGGAAUGACAGAAAAAGAAGGAGAGAAGAAAUUAAAUCUAGACGAAUGUUUAAACAUUUACGCAGAACUGAAAAAGCAAAUAAAAGAUUUUGGGUGUUAUGAAGAUUUUAUUGAAUGUUUAAAAUUAUAUGACAAAAACGAGAACGGUUUUAUGUUAGUUGGUGAAUUAAGUCAUUCCCUAUUAACCUUAGGAGAAAAAUUAACUGACGCUGAAGUAGAUGAAGUUUUUGAACAGUGUUUGGAUGAAGAGAAUGACGAUGGUGAAAUUCCUUAUAUACCUUUCCUCAGAAGGAUGUGUGAGUUGGACCCACCAUUGAAACCCAAGAAAAAAUAA